This is a messenger RNA of Cladophialophora psammophila CBS 110553, 759 nucleotides long. RefSeq names its product glutathione S-transferase. NCBI's taxonomy places the organism in Eukaryota, Fungi, Ascomycota, Eurotiomycetes, Chaetothyriales, Herpotrichiellaceae. The transcript has 2 exons. The record is from RefSeq and is a predicted model, not a curated record. The coding region runs from base 1 to 759 and encodes 252 amino acids.
AUGGCUGAUACAACAGCGAGGCCGACGAUCACAUUGUACACGGCAGCGACUCCGAACGGCAUCAAGAUAUCAAUUGCGUUGGAAGUCUUGGGCCUGCCAUACAAAACCCACCAUCUCGACCUCUCCACCAACGCCCAAAAGGAACCGUGGUUCCUCGAUAUCAACCCGAACGGUCGAAUCCCAGUAAUCACCGAUACAUUAUCCGAUGGUUCACCCAUCCGCGUCUUCGAGUCGGGAUCAAUUCUCCUCUACCUAGCGGAGCGAUACGACACGGAGCUCAAAGUUUCAUACCAGAGCGGUUCACCAGAGUACUUCGAAACGAUCAGCUGGCUGUUCUGGCAAAACGCCGGGCUGGGGCCGAUGCAAGGCCAGGCGAACCACUUCCGACGAUACGCGCCGGAGAAGGAGCAGCAGGGGUACAGUCUGAACCGAUACCAAGCCGAGACGAGGCGUCUGUAUGGCGUUCUCGGAGCGCACCUCGGCAGGAAGAAGUCGCCAUUCCUGGUGGGCGACAAAGCCACGAUUGCCGACUUCUCCGUCUUGAGUUGGACGCUGUUUGCAGACUGGGCGGGCGUGGAUAUCGAUGAGUUUCCACUGGUGAAGAGUUGGGAGGAGCGCGUGUGUGCGAUUCCCGGGGUGAUCAACGGAACAGAGGUGCCGAAGCCGACGUUGGAUUUGAGGCACAUGUCAGCCAGACAGAAGGAGGAGUAUGCGCGAAAGGCGAGCAGGUGGAUUGUUCAAGAUGCAGGUAAACAGUAA